GUAGGUUGUAAAGUAGUCCGCAAACGUUGCUCUCGUUGUUGGGGUUGCACAGUAUGAAUGAAUUAUUAUAAUUAAUUUAACUGUUAAUCCCGUGACAUAUGGUGAAUUAACCGGAUUUGCUUGGUGCUCGUCUUUGCGUUUUCCGGUUAAUGUGUCAGAUGUGAAAUAAAAGCUCGUCACAAUGGCAGAUGAAGUCUCUAUGAACUGGACAGUCAUUGUACUUACAUGUCAACAUAAAGACAGCGUUUAUGCUUUUCAGAGAGAGUUGGAGGUACGUCAAAAGCGUGGUCUUCUUCCAGUUGAUGCCCUGCUGCUUACGGUUCCUGACCCACACGCCCGACUGGGCAGCGGUGGGGCAACACUGAACGCCCUGCUGGUUGCUGCUGAACACCUGAGUGCUAGAGCUGGAUACAGUGUGGUGAAUGCUGAUGUUCUGCACGAAGCUCAUAUCCUCAUCUUGCACACGGGUAGAGAUUUUCCAUGGGAUGGCUGUAGCAGGGCUUUCUGCUGGAUGCCUGUACACAAAUCAGCGUCUGUAGAAGGAGCGGUUUGCUGUUUAGAUCUGCUGCUGGAUUGUCUGUCCACAAAGAUUUGCGUUGGGUCUCCACCAGGCGUUUGGGUUUGCAGCACUGAUAUGAUCCUAAAUAUUCCAACACGUCCAUUGAUUUCAUGGGAUGAGUGCUCUGAUGUUCGGGUCGUUGCGUUACCGGGUGAUGUUUCCUUCGCUGUUCAGCACGGAGUCUAUGUCACUGAUAAAGAGGCCAAAGUGUGCAACAUCAUCUAUAAGGGUUCGGAGGACAAGAUCAUCCGUGCUGCAAUGCCUGAUGGGAAGGUGCCAUUGGUCUCAGGGCCUGUGUUCUUCUCCGCUGUGAUUUCAGAGAAACUCUUACAAACUCACGUUAUUUCACCAUUGGAUGGCUGCACUUAUUUUGGCAUGGACUCUGGAGCUCCACCUUUCGAGUUAUCUCUCUUUCUGGAUAUCCUCAUGUGCCUUUGCUCUGACCUGACAGAGAAUGAGUUUAUUAAUGGAGAAAGAUCAGGCUGCAUGUCUCCCUCUGGACCCCAGGGGGCAGUAGUGAGGAGCGGCCGUAUGGUGCUUUGGAGGGACAUCAGAGGAGCCUCUUUCUCUAUGGUGUAUAUUCCAGAUGGUCGUUAUGAUUAUUUGACUCAGUCGGGUAGGGAACAUGUUGUUCGACUCACAGAAUCGGGACCUGAGAUGAUGAUUCUCUCUUAUGUUCAGGAUGUGAAGUCUGUUGCAGAGGGAAGCAGGGUGAUUAACAGCGUUUUGGAAGGAGAUGUUCAGAUAGCAGCAGGAGCUGUCGUACAACACUGCCACCUACAGGGUCCAGUUCAGGUGCCUUCUGGCUGCCUGCUGUCAGGUCUGGAUCUGCAAUCAUCACCCUGCAUCCAGCGUCUACCUCUGUCCAGUGACAUCAUCAUUCAGGGACACAGAGUGAUGCUUGGAGAGUUAAAGUUAACCGUGUACACAGUUUUUGGAGCUCAUGACAGUUUAGAGGCUGACAGUGAUGAUGUCACUGCUUCAUUCCUCAAUCACAAAUGGAGUGAGUUUUACAGUCGAACUGGAAUACAGCCUCUGGAUCUUUGGGGACCUGAAGCGACAAAGUCCUGCUGUCUGCUGGACGCCCGAUUGUUUCCAGUGUUCAUGCCUCAUUCAGGACCCAUUGGACUGGAGGGUCUCAGUUGGCUGUUGGGAGGUCCUGAGCAGCUAAAAACCUGGAGAGAAGCCUGGAGACUCUCGCUCAGAGAUAUCCUGAUCCUCACUGACCAGCAGGUGGAGUUGAGCUGGAGAGAAGAGCUGUUCUUCAGUGUGGGCCGAAUGAGAGCCGUGGACACUUUACAGGGUCACACUGAUCUCAGUUUACUGCCGUUCUUCAGAGCAGCAGCUCUAGCCGGACAACACGAGGAGCUACUGCACACACUGGACUCAGUGGCUGCAGGCAGCAGUGGUGAUCUGGGCAUAGCUGCACGUUGUCUCGCCUGCAUCGCAGACGUUCUCGGGUGUCUGGCAGGAGAGGGUAAAGGGGGUUUGCGCAGCGGCCCGGCUGCGAACCCUUUAUGGUCAACUGCCUUUAAGCUCCUAGAAGAUGCAAACUUACCUGCAGGUGUUCAGGAAUUGGCUGAGCAAAGAAAGCUUUGGCUCAGCAGGCCAGAUUUUUUGGUACGAGCUGCGAGGCAUUAUGAGGGGGCGGGGCAGAUACUUCUGCGGAAGGCGGUGAUGUCAGCACGCAAGUUUGUGUUCAUUGGCCAAGGUGUGAUGCCACCCAUGGGUGAAUGGCAAGAAGUGGAGUGUCCUGCUCGACUGGAUCUGUCAGGUGGUUGGAGUGACACUCCUCCUAUUGCGUUUGAACAUGGUGGAGUGGUGGUUAAUGUGGCUGUAAAGGUGGAUGGCAAACGGCCGAUUGGUGCCAAAGUUCGACGAAUUCCUGAACCUCAUCUGCUGUUGGUCAGCACCAGCGGAGAACCCGACUGCAGUAUUUCAACAGAAACAAUAUGUGGGGAUCUUACAGACCUGGAGGAUUAUUGCCAACCACAUGCACCAGGUGCUCUGCUGAAAGCCGUUUGUGUAUGCAGUGAUCUGGUGUGUUUAUCGUCUCCUCUAUCACUGAAAGAUCAGCUGUUAAAGCGCUGGGGUGGAGGACUGGAGCUGCGCAGCUGGUCUACAUUACCCCAUGGUUCUGGUCUCGGUACCAGCAGUAUCCUGGCAGGCGCAGCUCUUGCUGCAGUGUACAGAAGUACAGGACGAAGCUACGACACAACGUCUCUCAUUCAUGAUGUUCUUUACCUGGAGCAGAUACUCACCACUGGUGGUGGAUGGCAGGAUCAGGUUGGUGGUUUGUUUGGAGGAGUGAAGGUCGCUCGAUCAGCAGCUCAGUUACCUCUGAGAGUUGAAGUUGAACAGCUGUCUCUCUCUCAAGACUUCACGUCUGUCCUACAGCAACAUCUCCUGCUGGUUUACACUGGAAAGACGCGUUUAGCACGAAAUCUGCUGCAGGAUGUGGUGCGCAGCUGGUACGCACGAUUACCCUCCAUCGUCCAGAACACAGAGCAGCUGGUGAUCAAUGCAGAAGAGUGUGCUGAAGCCUGCAGACAGGGGUCUCUCUCCAGACUGGGUUUAUGUAUGGACAGAUACUGGCAGCAGAAGAAGCUGAUGGCUCCAGGCUGUGAGCCGGCAGCUGUGAGGAUGAUGAUGAAUAAACUUCAACCUCUGAUCUUAGGACAGAGUCUUGCAGGAGCAGGAGGAGGUGGAUUUCUCUUCUUACUCACACGUGACCCUCAACAGAAGGAAAAAGUGAGAGACAUUCUCAGUAACAUACAGGGCAUUGGUUCAUUCAGUGUUCAUUCAGUGGAGUUAGAUAUGGAUGGGAUCUCCAUCAUUCAGAAGAGCUCUGAACAUCCUGACUGACAUUCAAAACUCAAAUCUGAUUCACUUACACACACACACACACACACACACACACACACACACACACACACACACACACACACACACACACACACACACACACACACACACACACACACACACACACACACACACACACACACACACACACACACACACACACACACACACACACACACACACACACACAAAUCUGUGCCUAUGUAAAUAUUAAAUGUUCUUAUUUCAUAUGGAUUGCUUAUAUCAGUUUUAACACUUAUAUAAAUAAAAAUUUUUUUAACUUGCAUAAUACCAUUUUAAAAAUGUUAAGAAAUGUGAAAGAAAAGGCCAUAAGAUGUUUUUGUAUGUUGUUUUCUCAUAGUGUUUUUGUUUUAAAUCUUUUAAAUUUACUAUGACUAUAGGGGGACCACCCAUCACGCUUUGCAUUGUACUGCACAGAAGCUUUCUCCCUCUGCCCGCACGUCGCAUAUUAGGGGAUAAAUCAUCCCGCAUUUUUAUCAGUGUUUGUUUUUAAUAAACAUCCAUACGUUUUUUUUAAACUUCUUAAAAAUGUAGCGUUAAUAUCUCCACUAUUUAAAAGCGAUAUGUCAAAAGCAGCAAACCCGCUCACACAAAAAGAUGUGUUCGACUUCAUGGGGCACUGCAAGAAACGACAGGGAACAUUAAAGUAACGUAGGACCGCAAGAGCGAGUCAGGCCCUGUCUGAAGACCACAUCAAGCAAUUUAAGGCCACGAGACCAAAGUCCACAUGAAGUGCGCCAUUUGGGACAGGGCCUCAAAAGCUAGUCUUGCAUAGCCAGACCUUCAAUACUGAAGGUGUUUUUCGUUGCUUUUUCUGGACAAAGCCCACCAACGAGCUGUUUGACUGGCAUGUUAAACAACCAAUCACAGUUUGUUCCAUCUAGCGUUACGUUUCGGACUCCAAUGUUUAGCUGAUCAUGAUAGCUGGUCAUUAUUAUCCAUGUGAACAAGACUGAUGCUUUGUUUUCCAGGAAUCGAAACUAAUCGCGACACUCGCAUCUCCUGGAAAUCCGGUUUAUUGCAACCAAUCAUAGACCACUUCGACAUUCCCACAGGGUUUCCAGGAAAGUGUACGAUAAACAUCAGACGUUUAGCCAACAAUCUGUGGGCGUGACAUCUGAGGCUGAGACUAGACAAAAGCCGACCUUUUUGUAUGAUUUCUUAAAUCGCUCUAGUGGUUUUUGCAGCGACACUUGAAGCCAAACACAUCCAAAUAUAAAGUUGGAAGCCUGGUUUUAUCCAAUGGUUGAAAGGAAAGCAGAAAACGCUGUUAUUGAGAGAAAAGCAGAAAACGCUGUUAUUAAGCGGCUGUGCCUGUGACGGCUGUCAAUUUGGC
This is a messenger RNA of Paramisgurnus dabryanus, 4781 nucleotides long. It is a transcript of the gene fcsk, whose product is annotated as fucose kinase. Gene Ontology annotation, molecular function: fucokinase activity; ATP binding. The record is from RefSeq and is a predicted model, not a curated record. NCBI's taxonomy places the organism in Eukaryota, Metazoa, Chordata, Actinopteri, Cypriniformes, Cobitidae. Gene Ontology annotation, biological process: GDP-L-fucose salvage.